AUGUCUGUGGUGAUUCACGGUCCCGGCGCGUCCUUCUUUGUGGGCACGGAGUUAAUCGCCGCUGGCGGGCGCGCGCGCGCAGAUAGCGCGAGGGGAAGCGGGGGGGCACAGGGCGACCGCGUUGCUCCUGGCGGAUCAAGGCGGGGAGCUGAGAGCGCGCAGGUGGAUGGUGCAGACAGCGGAGAGGAUAUUCACAGUAACGGGUAUGGCGAUAGCGAGUACGACAGCAGUGAAAUGGAGCAGGAGGAAGAGGGGGCGAGGAGGAGGAGAGGGAGGAGGAGAAUAGAGGUGUUGAUGGAUCGGUGCAGAGGCGGGGUGGAUGCCGUGGUGCGUUGGGGACGCAGCAGGCGACAGCACCUGAGAGGCACGAGAGGGUUGGCUCGUGGUGGUGCUGGCACGUCAGCAGCAAGAGGUGGGGGUACUUCUGACUCUGGCGAUGCUGAUACCGAGAGUGACUAUGACGAGCGUAAUUCGGAGGAUAGGGAAAGGGGCUGGGCGCCUUAUGAUGAGUGUGACGAAAACGAGGGGUAUUGUAUGGAGUGCCGGAGGAGCGCUGAUGGGGAGCAAGGAGCAGAGGCGGGGAACAGGCAGCAAGGAUGCGCACAUGGGAGUGUGGGGGGGAAUGGGGACGGGGCUGAGCAGGAGGAUGGAGGGGAGAGCGAUAGCAGCGGGUACAGCCGGAGCAGUGGGGGGGAGAGCAAGGCGAGUGCAGACAACGAUGGUGACGGUGCCGAGGCCGCGCUGCUCGACUUCCAAUUCGCUCCGCUGAGGGAGGCAUCAGGGCAGGCGGAGGGCGACAUGUGGGUGGAGGCGGUGCACGUGGUGCUGCCCCCACUACCUGCCAGUGCGAGGGGCGGGUGGGAGGGAGUGGACGUGGCGGGAAUGGAGGCGAUAUUCGACCCGCACUGUGUCAAGUGGUUCCAGCGCGUCAAGCGCCUCUUCAUUGCGCUGCUGCUGCUCGGCUCCAUCUUCUACAUCGUCUCCUUCAUCGGUCCCACUGCUGCUGUUCCAUGCCAUGCAUUGCUCUCAACAGUGGCGCCAGUGUGUGCGGUUGCUGGCAGCAAACCGCUGAGGUGGAAUCAAACUAGCACACGGUAUGACCGCGCUCAAACCACUACCCCUCCUCCGCCUGCCCACCUCCCUGCACCCUCCUCCUUCCACCCCGUACCGACGACAGCGGGAGUGAUGGCGAACCGAGGCAAGAGUGUGGAGGUGGUGUCGGUAGACGCGGGGGCGGCGGGGCAGGGGCAGGCGGCGGCGGCGGGAAGCACGGGGCUGGACACUAACUUUGACUAUGUGUCGCACGCCAUGCUCACCUCCUCCAACAUCUGGGUCGCCAUGGCCUACCUCGUGCUGUAUCUCUCAUUGGACAUGAUUGGCUUUGCAGGAGCUAUCCUGGAGAACGUGAGUCUGUUGACGCUGUACAUAGUGGUGGAGCUCAUCAUCACCUUCAUCUCCGCCCUCGAGGCGCUGCGCCCCUUCCUGCUCUUCCGCCUCCUCGUCAUCCUCCUCGCCCUGCGCCUGCGCUACUGCGCCCUCAAGGUGGAGGAUGCGGAGAGGCGCCUCUUCUCGCGCCUCAUGGGGCGCCCCAUGCCUCCCCCCAACAGACGCACCUGGCUCGCUGUAAGCCCUCCACCCCACCUGCUCCCCCCCUGCCCUUCUCCCACUCUCAUCCGCUUCCCCCCCACCCCACCACCAGCGCGCGGCCUCUCUCGCCCCUCUCUUACGUACCCUGCCCCCUCCCGCUUGGGCAUAUUCCCGGGCACGCUGUCAGCCAUGUUCCGCCACGCGCCACUGAGCCGCUUCCAGCUGCGCGGGCGGCCGUGCAUUGACAUCACUGACACGCCUCUCACGCCUCACACUGGAGCCGAACCAGAAGAAGCAGCAGAGACCGCGGAGGAGGAACGGGAGAGUGAUGCCGCCUUGGCAGCCCAGCUGCUGCUGCCCCCUCCAUUCCCCCUCGUGCCUCAUCUCCCCGUCCCCCGCACGCCCUCCUCCUCCCUCCCGCCCUCGCGCUCCGUGUCCCUCACCCACCAACAGCAAUCCACUGAUGCAGACUUGCCUGCCUCUCCCUCUGCUGCUAUGCUCCCUCCUGCCACCUCCUUCACGCUCAUGUCCUCACCCCUUCCGUCUCUCCCCUCCACUUCCACAUAA
This is a messenger RNA of Closterium sp. Naga37s-1, 2154 nucleotides long. NCBI's taxonomy places the organism in Eukaryota, Viridiplantae, Streptophyta, Zygnematophyceae, Desmidiales, Closteriaceae. The record is from the annotation of a GenBank genome assembly.